Molecule: messenger RNA, 1183 nt
Organism: Pistacia vera
Lineage: Eukaryota; Viridiplantae; Streptophyta; Magnoliopsida; Sapindales; Anacardiaceae
Product: NAC domain-containing protein 83-like
Exons: 3
Coding region: 330-1070 (246 amino acids)
Biological process (GO): regulation of DNA-templated transcription
Molecular function (GO): DNA binding
Source: RefSeq, a predicted model, not a curated record
AUUCCCCUCCUCUUCUCUCCAUUACACCAUAAAGAACCAACACUUUUCCCUCCUCUCAAUAUACCCACCAAUCUCUUCACCCUGUUUUUUUUUUUUCUAUGUUCUUUCUUGUUCUUGUUCCAUCUCUUGUUCUUGUUGAUUGAUUGAUUUUUAGUUUUUAUCUUUCUUUUACUUUGAUGGGUUUAUAAGAACCUUACAUCACUUGGUUUUGAUUCUGCCUCAAUUGGGUUUCAACACUUUUGAACUGGCUGCUGAUGCUGUGUUGCUGCUACUAGUACUACAAGGGCUUUCUUAAUUUGUUACUUCAAGUGGUGUGUGCUUUUUUGAAGAUGGAAAAGAUUAAUUUUGUCAAGAAUGGAGUUUUAAGAUUGCCUCCGGGAUUCCGUUUUCAUCCCACUGAUGAAGAGUUGGUUGUUCAGUACUUGAAGCGCAAGGUUUUUGCUUUCCCCUUGCCGGCCUCUAUAAUUCCUGAAGUUGAUGUUUGCAAGUCUGAUCCUUGGGAUUUGCCAGGUGAUUUGGAGCAAGAGAGGUACUUUUUCAGCACAAGGGAAGCAAAAUACCCAAAUGGGAACAGAUCCAACAGAGCUACUGGCUCUGGUUAUUGGAAGGCUACUGGACUCGACAAGCAAAUUGUAACUUCCAGGGGCAACCAAAUGGUGGGCAUGAAAAAAACUUUGGUUUUUUAUAGAGGAAAGCCACCACAUGGUUCGAGAACCGAUUGGGUUAUGCAUGAAUAUAGGCUUGUUACUUCAGAGACCAUUCAAAAUAAAAACUCAACCCAGAGCCUCGUGAUGCCAGUUGAAAAUUGGGUUCUAUGCCGUAUAUUUUUGAAGAAAAGGAGUGCUAAAAUUGAGGAUGAGGAAACUGGCAAUGCUAAUGGAGGUCGUAAAUCGAGGACCAGCAGGCCUGUUUUCUACGAUUUCAUGACAAAAGAGAGAGCUGAUUUGAAUCUGGCUCCUUCUUCAUCUUCUUCAGGAACAAGUGGAAUCACCGAAAUUUCAUCCAAUGAAUCAGAAGAUCACGAAGAAAGUAGUUGCAAUAGCUUCCCUUAUUUCAGAAGAAAACAGUAAACAAAAUAAAUUAUAAUUUCCCUCUUUAGUGGCUGUACCAGUAAUUGGUGGUCUUCUGAUUAGAAAAUCAGAAUAACCAGUUAGCAAUCUAAUGUUUGGUCAUUUAUUUCUCA